This is a messenger RNA of Aricia agestis (brown argus), 1125 nucleotides long. RefSeq lists its product as uncharacterized. The transcript has 4 exons. The record is from RefSeq and is a predicted model, not a curated record. NCBI's taxonomy places the organism in Eukaryota, Metazoa, Arthropoda, Insecta, Lepidoptera, Lycaenidae. Bases 540 to 1040 code for a protein of 166 amino acids.
AAAACGUAUCUAGUAAAUAAACUCAAACUCAACUAAAUACUUUUAUUACUAAAGGGGUUUUUAUAUUUUGUGAAGAAUGUGCACUUAAUAGCUCCGGAACUAGUAAACUGGUCAAGAAUUUUGUGUCUAAAAAAAUAAACUAAAAAAAACCUGCAAAUCACGCUUGCAUACUCUGCUGCGACAAACACUUUUCGUGUGUACCACACAUUAGCGAAUUCUACAAAUAUUAUGCAUUAGUUUAUUUGUCGUAGUUUAGAGUCAGAAUAACACAGGAUAUCUCUAUCUCAGUUCAAAUCAACAAAACCUUCUUCGUGUUUUAAUUCAACAUGCCUGGUAAAUUAAGCUCAACCUGCCAGCAAUGUAUAAUGUAACAAAAUGUGCGCUACGAAAUAAGGAAGUGGCUCAUUAGUUUAGUGAGCAGUCACUUGACGCCUUCGUCCAGUCUGUCGCUAGUCAGGAGAGAAGACGCUAGUCAGGAGAAAUAACAAGUCAGGAGAGAGGAGAGAGCAGUUAGUUAGAAGAGAAGUCAGUCAGGAGUCAUGAAGUGUCCCGUGGUUACGAAGUGUUGCUUCUGCGUGCCGCUGCGCAAAGGAGUGCUGAUUUUUGGUUAUAUCAACCUGAUAAUCUCUCUGCUAUGCCUCCCCAUCCUGAUCUUCAUGACGGUAGAAGGGAUUACCACACAUGACAUCUUUGAGAAGGUGCAUGAGGAGGGAGCCAAGGUCCACCUCAACUUGACCAUCGCCUUCACGGCACUGGACGUCCUCAUGACCAGCAUUCUGUUGUUUGGUGUACACAAGAAAAAGAAGAAUAUACUGAAGGUAUACUUCUACACGGGGCUGGUUCUACAGACUCUGCCGUUCUUCAUUGAUGUCAUCUUCUUCGAGGCCAACACAGCUUUGGAGAAUUUCGCAUACUUCUUUGCGAUGGGUUUAAACUACUAUCUGCUCUUCCUUGUAUACCAACUGAUAUACACAGCUGAGGAGCCGGCAGCUGGGAUGCAGUUCACCAACCACACCCCAAACACCAACCUAUAUGUUUAGAUGUAAGCCUAUAAUGUACUUAAGGUGACGACGCGUUAACAAAAUGGUUUUUGUCGCGUAAUUUAAAAACCAUAAAUAUAUUUCA